AUGCCUGGAAAACCUCGGCAUCUCUGCGCAGAAAAAGAUGACCUUUUGUGGCAGAAGCUCGAGGAGGAGAGCGACGAAUGGUACGAAUCAGUUCGAACCGCUGAGAAACGCCGUCAAGUCGGGAACUUCAUAUGGCAAUAUAAAGACGCUAAACCGACGUUGAUGCACCCCGUACUCCGAGCCCAGCUUGCGCUCCAGUAUAACGACGUAGCGGAGGACGAUGGUGACGUCUGUGAUAAAUUCGUUGCGCGCAGCCUAUUUCGGAGGCUUAUCGAUUCACAUACCUUCGAGUCAGAUCAAGAAUGCCCCACGGGCGAUUUCCGGCUGUUUUCGGAGGAUCUUAGACCGGCCAAUGUCCUCGUGGACGAAAACCUCAAAGUCGUUGGGGUCAUAGACUGGGAGUUUGCCUACAUGGCGCCAGCAGAAUUUACUUUCGACCCGCCCUGGUGGCUGCUCCUUCUCGAGGCAAAAGAUUGGCCUGGCGGGUAUGGCGAGUGGAUCAAGGCCUACGAGCCCCGGUUUCACACUUUUCUUCGUGUGCUUGAAGUGGAAGAGAAGAAAAUCGGGACAAACGGCGUCUUGUCGUCGUCUGACCCUGAUGGGGGCAUGUCCACCCUGCCACUCUCCCAGAGGAUGAGGAUGAGCUGGAAAGAGAAGACCUGGUUGAUCAAUUACGCGGUGUUAGAUAGCUGGGGGUUUGACUUUAUCUGGUGGAAGUUCUUAGAUGAGCGAUUCUAUGGGCCAAACGAAGAUCAAGACCACCGUUCUAGGCUACAUCUACUCUCGGAACCGCAGACCACGGCAAUGUGCGACCUAGUCGCAACCAAGGCGCAUGAGCGGUUGGAUAGAAAGAUUUUCGAAUGGGAUGAGGGUCUGGCGUUUACUCGUCUUCGUAGCCUACAGUAG
Messenger RNA from Parascedosporium putredinis, 906 nucleotides. The record is from the annotation of a GenBank genome assembly. NCBI's taxonomy places the organism in Eukaryota, Fungi, Ascomycota, Sordariomycetes, Microascales, Microascaceae.